AAACAAACAAAAAAAAAAAGCAUUUGACCAAAUGCAGAUCAACAUGUCGCCAUCCCUCUCAAUCUGCUGCAUUCGAGGUCUCUGCACCGCCUGGUCUCGACCUUGGGCUGCGGGGACAUCCCCGGUCGCAGGCCCUAUCACAGUGGGUAGGCUCCCGCAAGCGGAACUUGGCAGCAAUCUCCUCAGCCUGCUCAAUUUCGCCCUACACGUGUGGCCUUUCCAGGUUCCACCUCCUUAUUCCCGACCGUGUUUGGCACUGCACGCUCGUUGGCUUUUUAGGGGGCAAGUUGGAACUGGGAACCUCCGAGAUGGACAGACGCUGAACCAGAUUCACAAAACCGUCUUGAUGCUGAGCUACUCGACCGAUUGAGCACCUACCUUUGCAUCCAGACCUAGACCCGUGGCUUCUCUCUAUUCCGUCCUAUUCUUCUCACCCACUUCCAUUUAUAUCUGCUCCGUCUGGCCGCAGGGCACAGGUGCCGCCCCCUGCUCGGUUUUUUCCUUCCCGCAAGUGGAAGCCACAGAUCGCCAAUCGGCGUCGUCUUGACUCCCGAAACUUUGCGAGGGCCUGGCUAGAAGCAAGAGGAGAGAAAAACUCCACAGCAAGCUUCAAAUCUUUCUCAACAAGCCCACGCCCACAAGGUUAAAUCGAUUCAGUCGAACUUGCUGUCACACUCGUUACCUUUUUUCGGCUUGUGCUAGUGGAGAUUUUGCGUUUCCUUUCUUCUUCUACUCGGGGUUGUCUUGAUUGCCAACACCCGCGAUCAAACUCGCGUGUCCUUCUUUUUUUGGAUAACGGCCACCCACCACCCAUCCACCACACACGCCCGACCGACAGAUCACACCCCGCCGGCGCGCGACGUUUGACCGUGACAAUGAGCACCGAAGACAAGACGCGUGUCUCGGCAGACGAGGACCGCUCCGGCCCCGUGCUCCCGAUCGCCAACACACCCGCGCCCCGCAGUGGCCCCGUGCCGGCCGCCGUCUACGUUAUCGCAUGGAUCAGCAUAAGUUCGUCCGUGAUCCUGUUCAACAAAUGGAUCCUCGACACCAAGGGGUUUAAAUACCCCGUGAUAUUGACAACAUAUCACCUGACCUUCGCCACCAUCAUGACCCAGCUGCUGGCGCGCUACACGUCGCUGCUUGACGGCCGCAAGACGGUCAAGAUGACGGGCCACGUCUACCUGCGCGCCAUCCUGCCCAUCGGCGUGCUCUUCAGCCUGAGCCUCAUCUUCGGCAACCUGACCUAUCUGUACCUCAGCGUCGCCUUCAUCCAGAUGCUCAAGGCUACCACCCCGGUUGCCGUGCUGCUGGCGAGCUGGGGCAUGGGCAUCGCCAAGCCCAACCUGAAGGUGUUCCUCAACGUGUCGGUCAUCGUCGUCGGCGUCGUCAUCGCGUCGGUCGGCGAGAUCGAGUUCGUCAUGGUCGGCUUCGUGUUUCAGAUGCUCGGCGUCGUCUUCGAGGCCCUGCGCCUGACCAUGGUCCAGCGCCUGCUCAGCUCGGCCGAGUUCAAUAUGGACCCGCUCGUGUCGCUCUACUACUUCGCCCCCGUCUGCGCUGUCAUGAACCUGGCCGUGGCCCUGCUGUGGGAGCUGCCCCGCGUCUCCAUGGCCGAGGUCUACCACGUCGGUCUCUUCAACUUUUUCCUCAACGGCCUCUGCGCCUUUCUCCUCAACGUGUCGGUCGUCAUGCUGAUCGGAAAGACGUCCUCCCUCGUCCUCACCAUCUGCGGCGUCCUCAAGGACGUCCUGCUCGUCGCCGCCUCCAUGGUCAUCUGGCAAACCGAGGUCUCGGCCCUGCAGUUCUUCGGCUACAGCGUCGCGCUCGCCGGCAUGGUCAACUACAAGCUCGGCACCGAGGCCAUCCGGGGCUACGCCGCCGACGCCGGUCGCGCCUGGGCCGAGUUCGGCGCCCAGCGGCCCGCCCGCCGCCAGCUCGUCGUCCUGGCCUCCGUCUUCACCCUGCUCAUCAUCGUCCUCUGGGGCAUGGGCCCCUACGCCGCCGAGAGCGGCGCCGCCCGCGCCCUCACCAGCGCCGCCAACAGGGUCGUGGGCUCCUCCGCCUGAGCGACGACUGCCACGGGCCAACCACGCUGCAAGGCCUUUUUCGUCGCCGGGGUUCGAGGCCGUACGAUGGAUGGACGGCGCAGCGCCGUUUUGCCCGCCCAUCUGUCCUUCUUUCCAUGUACAUUUUCUAUCUAUCCAAUUUUUUUUUGUUUCUUUUACGACGUUUGGACGCGGGAGGGCGCUGCUGUUUUGAUCUUAUGAACACGGCCGGCCCGUCUUGGCUUGAAAGUUGGGCUCGGGACAGUUCCCCCUUAUAUAGAUAGAGAAGGGCAUGGGUUAAUCUUGUUUUAUUUAUUGGCGCAUGUUUUCCCAUCACUCGACCGGUGCGGGUGCCCAAAAGUUCGCACCUGGGUCACCUACUGAUGUUAGGUUCUGCCCAUCAUUAUAAGGCGGCGUUCUCAAUACAACUCGGUGGUAUCGAGCGAGGGAACCCGAUGUCAAGUUUUGAACACUGGCAUACACUGGCUUGACUUGCACGUAAUGUAUUGUAUCCGGUCAUAUUCAUGUCUGUAGCACAAGGCUACUUGUCGCGACCCAAGCUUGCUGGCGACAUUGUCACCGCAUCUGCGAGACACCACACUCGCGUGUGCAAUCCUCGCCGGCCCUGUAUCCAGGAGCCGAAAACAAG
Molecule: messenger RNA, 2694 nt
Organism: Gaeumannomyces tritici R3-111a-1
Lineage: Eukaryota; Fungi; Ascomycota; Sordariomycetes; Magnaporthales; Magnaporthaceae
Exons: 4
Coding region: 876-2066 (396 amino acids)
Cellular component (GO): Golgi apparatus; trans-Golgi network; endosome
Molecular function (GO): antiporter activity
Source: RefSeq, a predicted model, not a curated record